AUGGAAGUGUACGUGGACGAUAUGCUCAUCAAGAGCAAAGAAGAGUUCGCACAUCUAGACGACCUGAAGGAGACGUUUGCAACCCUCAAAACACACCAGAUGAGGUUGAAUCCAAGUAAGUGUGUUUUUGGGGUAGCUUCGGGAAAAUUCCUGGGAUUCAUGGUGUCCCAAAGAGGAAUAGAAGCAAACCCAGAGAAAGUGCGAGCCAUCAUCGACAUGACGUCACCCAGGACCAUCAAGGAAGUUCAAAAACUCACAGGAAGGAUAGCAGCUUUGAACAGGUUCGUCACCAAGGCUACAGAUAAAUGCCUGCCAUUUUUCAAGACCUUGAAGCAGGCUUUCGCCUGGACCGACGAAUGUGAAGCUGCGCUCCAGGAACUAAAGCGUUACCUGAGCAGUCCACCCCUCUUAAGCCCGUCCAAAGAAGGGGAAAACCUAUAUCUAUACUUGGCAGUGUCGGCCUCGGCAGUAAGUGCAGCCCUGAUCAGAGAAGAGGGCAUGAAGCAGCUCCUAGUUUACUACGUCAGCCAAGCCUUCCAAGGAGCUGAGUCCAGAACGGCGAUCAAGGCGCAAGCUAUAGCAAACUUCAUCGUAGAAUUCACUCUUCCAGACGAAGAAAGGAUUACCGACGAGGUAAAUAGAUGGAUAAUACAAACUGAUGCUACCAACAACGAAGCUGAAUAUGAGGGGAUACUGACGGGAUUAAGGCUUGGAAAGGCACUUAGAGCUAAGAACCUGUUAAUCCAGAAUGAUUCAAAACUAGUAAUCAGGCAGAUUAGAGGGGAGUACGAAGCAAAGGAAGAAAGAAUGCAGAAGUACCUUAGGUUGACGAAACAUUUAACUCGAGAAUUCGAUGCAGUGGAGUUCGUGCAAACCCCAAGAAGCCAGAACAUGGGGGCAAACGAAGUCUCGAAGCUAGCAUCAUUAAGAAAAGAGGAGAGUAGCACAGAUUUGACGAUGGAGAUCCAGAAACACCCCAGCAUCGAAGAGGUCUCAACGUUUACCAUCCAGAGCGCAAACAGCUGGACGACGCCCAUAAUGUCCUUCCUCCACUCCCUCAGAACAAAGAAGAAGGUGGACACUGUUGAGAUCGUCAAGAAGUGCGACAAGUGCCAACGAUACGGGAACGUGCAACGGCUUCCAGCGGAGAAACUGACGAACAUAUCCUCUUCGUGGCCAUUUGCACAGUGGGGGAUCGACAUCAUCGGCCCACUACCCCAAGGCAGGUCUAGCCAAUCUGGAGGCAUAAAAAGGCUAAGUAACAAGAUUUCGUCUUGA
Molecule: messenger RNA, 1278 nt
Organism: Quercus lobata
Lineage: Eukaryota; Viridiplantae; Streptophyta; Magnoliopsida; Fagales; Fagaceae
Exons: 5
Coding region: 1-1278 (425 amino acids)
Molecular function (GO): nucleic acid binding; RNA-DNA hybrid ribonuclease activity
Source: RefSeq, a predicted model, not a curated record